Molecule: messenger RNA, 1311 nt
Organism: Aspergillus pseudonomiae
Lineage: Eukaryota; Fungi; Ascomycota; Eurotiomycetes; Eurotiales; Aspergillaceae
Exons: 1
Coding region: 276-1169 (297 amino acids)
Source: RefSeq, a predicted model, not a curated record
UGCGAUUUCCCUUGCCCUUCCCGUUUCGACGUAUUCCUUUUCUCCUAAAUAUAGCAGGCGGUUUUAAGCCCUGCCUACUAGGACUUUUUCUCUUUUUCCUGUUUAUUUUCCUGGGGAAAUUACCAACCCUUGAAGUCGUGUGUCUUAGCCGAUCCCCUGUCUUUACCCCAACUUGACUCCUAUCGGGCAUUUGAUACGGUACAAUUGGCAAUCACCAACUACUUCUGUCGCAUACUCUUCAUACGCAUCAUCGUCCAGUUUGACGUCCCUUCACCAUGCACAAACCUUCUUUGGCUCAGAUUGUGCACCAUGCCACCUUUCCGCGCCCGCGCACGAGCGAUCCAGCGACAUUCUCAGCUCAUAUCACGCGUAACCUCGUUCCCGAAGUUCGGAUCGAAACGUCGACGUUCUAUGGAUCGCUAGACACCGUUGAAGCUCAAUAUCCUGGCCUUGAUUAUUCGUAUGGCCCGCAUCGCAUGAGGCUCAGUCGGUUCCCUUGGCAUCGCCGGCUUUUUAGAGUCUUCGACGAGCUCGGUUUAUCGGAAGCCGAGAUAUCCUCGCUGUGUCGCUGGGAAGGUACCAAGUCGGCACGGGAACGGUAUGAGAAAGAAGAAGGUGUCAAGGUACAAGAUACGACGGCCAAUGGUGUCCGACCAGCGUCGCCAUCCCCGCUGCCUUCUGUCGAGGUUCAUUUCGAAGAUGGUCCAGAACGGGUGAGAGAACCAGAGGUCAAGGCUGAAGUGCGCGAGCACUUCGUUCCUGUGACUGACACCAUUGAUGACCGCGGUGUCGACUGUGAUGUGCCUCCGAAGGUUGAAGAAGACUCGAGCGACGAGGAAAUGGAAAGCUGUGGCGUGGAACUGAAUCAUCGUCUUCUCGCAGCAAGUGCCGCCCGCGAACGAGGCGCCAAUGUCCCGCUCGACGAGGACUGGGAGCAAUGGUUGAAGGAAGCUGGUGAGCGGGGAAGUUACGCCGACGUAAUCAAUGCGAUCCGAAGAGGCCAACCGUUGGAUUUCUUGUAUGACAUGCCGUACCUUAGUAGUAGGACAGGCGCUAGACGAUCCGUAUCGCUCUCGGAACGCAUCAUUCUUCCACCAACGUCCAGCUUGCUCGCGGCGAGCACUUCUAUUCGACGCCCUCCUCAUUCUCCAUCAGGAACGGCACGAUAAGACCCAUCCGAGUGAUGCUCGGUUCGAUUUCUUUCUUUGCGUAUCCUUGCAGUUUCUCAAGUUUUAGCAGGCAGGCAUGUUUGUUUUCCAUCUAGGUGCAUUUAUGGCGCAUCAGCGGCGGUUUCUUCUCUCUUUUCUCCAU